AUGACUCGUGACUCAUUCAGUUCCUCCUCCCAGUCAUACCAGUUGUUGAAUCUUUGGUUGCAAGCCCGCUUCUCUAACCUCAAGGCUAGUGGCACCUCCACCUUGGAAAAAGAGCUUCAGUUCGAGCGUCUCACCAGAGAGCUGGAGGCAGAGCGUCAGAUUGUGGCGACCCAGCUAGAGAGAUGCAAGAUUGGAUCAGAGGCAGGCAGCAUGAGCAGCAUCAGUUCGGCAGAUGAACAAUUUCGCUGGAAUGCUCAAGCAGAUGGACAGAAGGACAUUGAAGAUGAGCUGACCACAGGUUUGGAGCUGGUUGAUUCGUGCAUCCGAUCCCUUCAGGAAUCUGGGCUCCUUGACAGCGGAGACCGACCGGCUCUUCUUACCCAGAGUUCCUUGCAGCUCAACUCCACCCCGGAGGCUUCGCUCCAGUACUCUGCCAGCUACCAUAGCAACCAGACCCUCUCCCUUAGCGACAGCAUCUCCGCAGCAACCCCUCAGCGCAGCGGGCAGGUUGGGGCGGCUGUGCACAGCUACAACCAGGUGACAUCAAAUCGUGUGGCCCAGCAGCAGCAACAACAAAGUGGAGCAGGGUCAGGGAUCUACUACUCCAGCUCUACCUUGCCCGCCCAGCGUGUCAGCUCUCCCCUGUCUGGUGGAGGGGGGAGCUCAACGUCAGGCUCCCCCAAUAAGUUUCAGCGCCUGGGCUCAGUCUCCGACACACCGGGCUACUCCACCACCCAACGCCUGCCGUCCUCCUCCUCACCCGGCAAACAGUCCCCAGCUAGCCGACUGGCCAAGUCCUACAGCACCACAGUUGCAGUGACGACUGCAGGAGGAGGCGGGUCUCCUCUUAGGGUGGCAUCCCCACCCAAUUCAACUCUUGCAGGUGGAGGAGCAAGUGCAUCAUCCUCACCGCUUCACCAGAUGAGUUCAGGCAUAGGGAGCUAUGCCACUCUUUCUCCUAAACGCCUGGCAUCUCACCACGCCUCUGACCAGUACAAGAUCUCCCACGAGCUCUACGCCACCGCUACAUUGCAGAGGCCUGGCAGUCUUGCAGGCUCUCGCGGUUCCUACAGCAGCCAGCACAAUCAGGAGCCCCUUCGACCCCUUGGGUCCCCGGAGCACCACAUAGAUCCCAUUUAUGAGGAGCGGGUCUACCACAACAAAGGCCCCAUGAGGAGCCUGAGCCAGGCCCAAGGGCCAGACACGGGUCCCUACCGUAACAACACUGACCUGACCCAGCGUGUCUACGACCAGGUCCUAAGUUAUGUCCUCUGUCCCUACUUUCCCCCCAUAGCUCCCUCCUCCCCCGGUGUCGACUCCGCCCCUUUACAGCGUACAGGAAGUCACAGCACAGGGACAGGAAACUACAGCCGUGGCGGCGGGACCAACAACUAUGCCACGGUGGGACCAGGCUACACCACCAGCGGAGGCGGUGGAGGCGGGGACGUGUAUGGCUCUGACCCCUAUGUGGCAGAUCCCUACCGCACUCUACAGUACUGCCCCUCGGUGGUGGAAUCGCCCUACAGCAAGUCAGGGCCAGCCCUGCCACCUGAAGGCAGCCUGCAGCGUUCACCCUCCAUCGACUCUAUCCAGAAAGAUCCCAGGGAGUUUGGAUGGAGGGAUCCGGAGCUGCCAGAAGUGAUCCAGAUGUUGCAGCAUCAGUUCCCAUCAGUGCAGUCCAAUGCGGCAGCUUACCUCCAGCACCUCUGCUUCGGAGACAACAAGAUCAAAGCCGAGAUCCGCCGUCAGGGCGGCAUCCAACUACUAGUGGACCUGCUGGACCACAGGAUGAGUGAGGUUCACCGCAGCGCCUGCGGAGCCCUGAGGAACCUGGUGUACGGCAAGGCUAACGAUGAAAACAAAGUGACCCUGAAAAACUGCGGAGGGAUCCCAGCCUUGGUUCGUCUGCUGAGGAAGACAGGAGAUGUGGAAAUCAAAGAGCUGGUCACAGGCGUGCUGUGGAACCUGUCAUCAUGUGAUGCCCUGAAGAUGCCAAUCAUCCAGGAUGCUCUUGCCGUGCUGACCAAUAGUGUCAUUAUACCCAACUCUGCCUGGGACUCCUCCCCCAACCACCACGAUGACCGCAAGCUCCACCUCCACACCUCCCAGGUGCUGCGCAAUGCUACUGGCUGCCUCAGGAAUGUGAGUUCAGCUGGCGAAGAGGCGAGGCGAAGGAUGAGGGAAUGUGACGGCUUGACAGACUCUCUCCUUUAUGUCAUCCAGACCUCUCUGGGCAGCAGUGAGAUCGACAGCAAGACUAUUGAGAACUGUGUGUGCAUCCUGAGGAACCUGUCUUACCGUCUGGCUGCAGAGACUUCGCACGGCCAACAGGGGGGGUUGGAGGAGUUGGACGGCCUGCUGUGUGAUGCCACUGGCCGCGAUGGCGAAAGCUCUGGCUGCUGGGGCAAGAAGAAGAAGAAAAAGAAGGGCGCCGACCAGUGGGAUGGCGUGGGCCCCUUCCCAGAUACGGCGGAUCCCCCCAAGGGGGUUCAGAUGCUGUGGCACCCCACCAUCGUCAAGCCCUACCUCACCCUUCUGUCCGAGUGCUCCAACCCCGACACCCUGGAGGGGGCAGCCGGAGCGCUGCAGAACCUGGCGGCAGGCAGCUGGAAGUGGUCGGUGUAUAUCCGUGCAGCGGUGCGUAAGGAGAAGGGCCUCCCGAUCCUGGUGGAGCUGCUGAGGAUAGACAAUGACAGGGUGGUGUGUGCCGUAGCCACUGCCCUCCGAAACAUGGCCCUGGACAUCAGAAACAAGGAGCUUAUAGGUAAAUACGCCAUGAGAGACCUGAUCCACCGGUUACCAGGAAGUAGUAGCAGCAGUAACAACAACAGCACCAGUGGAGGGAUCACUGGAACCACAGGCCCUACCAGUAAGACCAUGUCAGACGAUACGGUGACUGCCAUCUGCUGCGCGCUGCAUGAGGUCAUCACCAAGAACAUGGAGAAUGCCAAGGCCCUGCGUGACGCUGGUGGCAUUGAGAAGCUCAUUGGCAUUGCCCGCAGCAAAGGAGACAAACAUUCGGCCAAGGUAGUGAAGGCAGCUUCUCAGGUCCUCAGCAGUAUGUGGCAGUACAGAGACCUCCGCUCCCUCUACAAGAAGGUAUGGACCGGCUGUAUGUGUCAGGCACACAGACUUGUUUCAGCUGCUACCAUCAGGCAAGCGGUACCGCAGCCUCAAAGCUCGGACCACACUCACAGUCAGUCUCCUGUAGCCAGCAGUCAAAGACCUCAUCCCCGCUGCGCAAGUGCUCCCGCCUCCCCCAGGGAGAUGAUGAGUUUGAAGGAACGCAAGAUGGAGUACGACUCCACGGCAACCAACGCUGGUUUCCAUAGCAACAAAGGAGAGCACACAUCCCGGAAAGACGCCAUGACAGUUCAAGUAUCCUGUGGGACAUCUACAUUGUUCAGGAACUCCUACUUGACUAACAGUGGCGAUAUCAAGCAAAACCAGGUCCCCCACCAGGUCCCUGCCCAGCCCUGCAUUGUGCCUCCCCAGCCCCAGCAGGAGAGUCCGUCAACGGCUGCGAUAAAAGACUACGACCCCUACCCUCCCCCUCCCUCCUUCCCCCAGCCCCAGCCACCCCAGCCUCCACCGCACAGCCAGAGCCGAAGUUUCGACGAGGCCUACUAUGAGGACCAGCAGGGGCCCACACCUCCUCCGCCAUCCCAGCCUCAGCCUCUGCCCCAGGUCCAAGUCCAGCCUCAGGCCCACCCUCAGCAGCCCCCGAGUGCCACCGGUGCCCCACGCGACCCCCGGGAAGACCUGCGCAUGCAUUUGGGCCUGAAGUCCACCGGCAACUACGUAGACUUCUACUCGGCCUCUCGGCCAUACAGCGAACUGAACUACGAGACCAGCCACUACCCGGCCUCACCAGACUCCUGGGUCUAG
Molecule: messenger RNA, 3888 nt
Organism: Lampris incognitus (smalleye Pacific opah)
Lineage: Eukaryota; Metazoa; Chordata; Actinopteri; Lampriformes; Lampridae
Gene: ctnnd2a
Product: catenin (cadherin-associated protein), delta 2a
Exons: 25
Coding region: 1-3888 (1295 amino acids)
Biological process (GO): cell-cell junction assembly; dendritic spine morphogenesis; cell-cell adhesion
Cellular component (GO): cytoplasm; nucleus; plasma membrane
Molecular function (GO): cadherin binding
Source: RefSeq, a predicted model, not a curated record